AUGAUUAACAGAGUAGUUGUUCAAACAUCGACAAGGUCAUUGCUACAACGCGUUGGCAUCUCACAGUCAAAGGUUGUAGAUCACACAUCAUCCUUAAAGACUUUAGUCACAUCUAGACUAUACUCUACAUACAACAUCAAUAUCAACAACAAUAAUAAUAGGAUAAGAUGGUCUACAACACCAAUAACAUAUAUUAGACAUUACAGUCAUACGUCGGCAGCGGCAAAGGCAGCCAAACAAUGUUGGCAAUGUAAUAUAUCAGUUCUGUCCAAGGACUUCUUCUGUCCUGUGUGCAAUGUUGUUCAAGUACCCUCAGAGAAGAUAGAUGUCUUUGAGAUAUUCUCGCUUGCACCAAGCUACCAUGUCGACCAAAAGGACCUGUCACAUCGCUUCAAGAACCUUCAGAAGAAGCUUCAUCCGGACCUGUUCAAUCAACUCUCCCAGCGUGAACAAUCAUUGUCAAAGGACCAGGCCACAUUGUUGAACAGAGCAUAUAACAUAUUGAGAUCACCAUUCCUUCGUGCAGAGUACAUGCUCAAUGAGAAGGGCUUUGACAUUGAUGGUGUGACUGACGUGGAUCCAGAGGUAUUGGCAGAGGUGUUGGAGAUAAGGGAGGCAAUCGAUGAAGCUUCAUCCGACGAGGAGGCCAUCAAGAAGUUGGCUCAUGAGAACCGUGCCAAGAUGAAUGUCUGCGAGGAGGAACUAGUCAACAUCUUCAAACAAGAGCGAUAUCCCGAGGCCCUCAACAAGACCAUCUACCUGCGAUACAUGACACAGUCGGACAACUCAUUGUCAACAUCAGCCUCAGUAGCCUCACCAUGGCUAAUCAUCAUCUCCCCACUUUGUAUUAUAAUCACAUUGGCUCUGUUUGUCAGUCCCUUUAAGACUAUGAGACGAGUAGCACUGACAGGCGUUGGACAGUUGGCAGGUGUACAGUUCAUAUCACAGACACUAAACAACUAUAAUUGGGUGGCCUACUCAAUAGUCAGUAGCAAUGCAUCUAUAUUCAUUGUCAACUCAAUCGGUGCUGCACUAUCUACCUACUAUGUCUACAUCUAUUGGACAUGUCUAAAGAAUCCAAAGCUUGAGAAGGACUAUAGAUGGAAGUGUCAGAUGGCAUUGGCAAUCUUUGUUGGUACAUUGUUCUACACAUGGUCUGGCGCCACUCAUACAAUAAGACAGGAUAGACUUGGACUUGUAUCCAGUAUCGUGUUGGUAUUAAACAGUGCUGCUCCACUUGAGAAGAUAAAGGAAGUACUGGAAACAAGGAGUAGCGAAGGAAUGGUAUUGGAGAUAUCAUUCACUGCAUUGUUGUGUAGCUGUAGUUGGACGAUCAUGGGUCUGUUGAUAACAGAUGUUUAUGUAUAUCUGCCCAAUGUACUAUCAGGUAUCCUAGCGUUUAUCCAAUGUAGUCUUAUAUUCAUGUAUCCAAAGGUCCAACAAACCUUAUCCUCCAACAACGAUGUUGUCAAUGUAGCA
Molecule: messenger RNA, 1479 nt
Organism: Acytostelium subglobosum LB1
Lineage: Eukaryota; Evosea; Eumycetozoa; Acytosteliales; Acytosteliaceae
Exons: 7
Biological process (GO): [2Fe-2S] cluster assembly; protein complex oligomerization
Cellular component (GO): membrane; mitochondrion
Molecular function (GO): ATPase activator activity; protein-folding chaperone binding
Source: RefSeq, a predicted model, not a curated record